Cylicocyclus nassatus is the source of this 473-nucleotide messenger RNA. Lineage: Eukaryota; Metazoa; Nematoda; Chromadorea; Rhabditida; Strongylidae. The record is from the annotation of a GenBank genome assembly.
AUGUCAGCUGUGAAUGCUCUUAAAGUGGGUUUUAUUCGCUUAAAGCGGGGCAUCUCUGACGUUAGAUUUUGCGUAGACUCUUUCCUAUCUGCCCCAGGAGCUUUCGAAACAUUUCAAACGUGCUGUAAAGAGUUUUUCAUAUGCCGCGUAAACUCGCGCCACUUCGUACCAAAUGCUGAACUGGAUUUCCACGAAAAACAUUGCGAGGACCCUCUCUAUCGCGAAAUAAUUGCGGAACUGGCCGCUGAUCCUGUCCCAGUAAGAUUUCCCAGCUCGAAUUCAAGCGAGGACGGUGAUAGAAGCGAUGAGGACACUAAUUCUGUCAGCUCCGGAGAUACCGAUUACUCAACAUCGAAAGACGAAUUGCUUCGCCAAAUAUUGGAUGGUCCCAGACUAUAACGACCACACUUCUUUGAAGGCUUUAUUCGAUUGUCUUUGAUCUUAUAUACAACCUACACAACAUGAUGAAUUGC